AUGGCAACCUUGGACGCAUUUCUUAUCAGAGGCAAAAAGAAGACUCAAUCAUCAUCAUCAUCAUCAUCACUACAAGACACACACACCCAUCACGCAUUUGUCAAUCCAUUCACAGUGCAAGUGAAAAAGCCACUGAGCAAGAAAGCACUUAUUGAAAAACCAGCGAGACAUCAAACCAAAAGAAACACAAUAGCGCACUAUUUCACGCCUGCGACAAGGGAUGCCGAUGUCGAAAUGGAAGAAGCUGCUGCAGACGUGUGCGUGAUUCGCAACAAGAUGCCAGUAAUGAAUCUAUGGAAUGUGAUACAAUACGAGCUUGAACAAGACCCUUUUUACCAUGGUAUUAUGGAUGAAUCUUCCGUACCAACGACAACCAGCAGCACACUGGCCAUCUCCAGUCAUUGCGUGAAACGCAGGCGGUCAAGGCAAGCCGAUGCAGAACAGAGUAGCAAACGUCUUAGGAAAACCGACCACGAGCUAUCCAGCAUCAUGAUACGAUUUUUGAAUAUGGGCUCAUCAGUCAUCAAGCACCAUCCACCUGUGCCAAGCAGCCUUGAUCUCAUAAACGAGUUUUCAGAGGACACGGAAGACCUAUCUCGUCGUGUUCGUCAUAAACAGACAUGGCAAGAAUCCAAUUUAUUUUUAUACCACAUGACACAGGAAUUUCUCAAUGUUGCAAUAAAUCAGUAG
Molecule: messenger RNA, 690 nt
Organism: Mucor velutinosus
Lineage: Eukaryota; Fungi; Mucoromycota; Mucoromycetes; Mucorales; Mucoraceae
Exons: 1
Coding region: 1-690 (229 amino acids)
Source: RefSeq, a predicted model, not a curated record